Molecule: messenger RNA, 3039 nt
Organism: Plasmodium fragile
Lineage: Eukaryota; Apicomplexa; Aconoidasida; Haemosporida; Plasmodiidae
Exons: 1
Coding region: 1-3039 (1012 amino acids)
Molecular function (GO): protein binding; zinc ion binding
Source: RefSeq, a predicted model, not a curated record
AUGAUAAAUGGUAGAAAAAACAGAAGCGUCAAAACAAAAAAUUACAUUAUAAAUGUCAACUGCUACACGUGGAUUAACAACAGCCAUGGGCUGUUCGACUAUGAGAGCGAAAAUUUUUAUAAAAAAUGUUUUAAGAUAAAGUGCCUGUACAAUUACUACUACAUUUUGAAGGACGACAUUAACGUGGAAAUUAAAAAUGAAGAGGAAAUAAAUAAAAUGAUGUUAAAUAAUUCAAAUAUGAAAUUAAUAUGUAAAAUAAAGUAUAUAAAUAAUAAUUACCAGUUAAUACCUUGUAUUGAGAGCACGAACGACGGGUCCAGCACUGCCGGGGGGACCACAGUCGGCCAGCCGCAAGGAAGCAACAAUGUGCUCAACAAUGACAAUAACGAUGAGGCACAUGACGGCGGCGAUAACAAUGAACAUAACGGAGGCAAUAACAACGCAGGUGAUAGUAGCGGUAACAGUGGCCGUAACAGUGGCCGUAACAGUGGCCGUAACAGCGGCCGUAACAACAGCCGUAACAAUGGCCGCAACAACGGGCGCAACAACGCACCUGAAGAGGGUGACCAGGAGGACAGCGGAGGAAACGACGCAGACAACUUCUGGGUCAUCGUCAAGUACCUAAAGAACAAAAGCUCCAUACUACACGAAGAUGAUAUUAUAAAACUGGGCAGAGUUAAAUUAAAAAUAAAAAAAAUUAUCACCAAUGUGCAGCAAGAAAGGGAGUACAACAAAUCUUUGUCUCCCGUCGGCGAAGAUGAAUGCGAAACGGACACCCCAGAAAUGGUUGGCCCAGGGGGUAAUGGCCCUGGAGGAGUUCGCCACGGGAUACAGGGUUUAGGAAUGGAAAAUCCCACGGGAAGCAACGCCCUAAUUAAUAAAAACACCACUUCACACAACUGUGUAAGCGGAAGCAUCAACCCGCACAUUUGCCUCGGAAGUAACCAACUGCAGGAAGACGAAAAUGCGAGCAUUAAUUGUGGCGCAGUCAGUAACGGUAUGGAGGAUAGCUACAAUUUGUAUGACGAUGUGGACGAUGCUAGCGAUGCGGUAGAGGGGAGCGAGCUGCCCAGAGAAGGAGAUAAUAAAUUUCUUGGUAGAAGUAACAACGGUAAUAGCGGUGAAGCGAAUAAUAGACCACAAGAAAGUGAUCUCAAUUCAGCCACCAACAAUUCCUACGUGGAUGAUUUUUAUCUUUUUAAGGGGAACGUGUUGAAUGGGGGACGGAGAGGUACACAAAGUAAGAACGGGCAGAAUGAAGAAGACGUAGCAGUUGUCAGUGAAUCUCCAUUUGGUGGCGUGUUAAACCAACCCUCAAAGGGGAAAACGCAACCUGGAGAUGGGAGCCUUAGUGACAAACAAGGUAUGAAGGCCUCGCGUGGGAAAAAAAACGACAGUGGUGCGGUAGGUGAAAUGGACCACGAUGGUGGUGGUGGGACGAAUCCGAAAAGGGACAAACGCGAAGGGGAAGUAACUCAGACAAGGUAUUAUACCGGGGCAAAUGAACACAUAGCUUCGUCUAACUCAGAACAACCCCCUUAUGAUGCGCAUGGGGAUAAUUCAAACAAUUCAGUGCGUAGCCCUAAUGUAGGGAACCUAACAGGGGAAGUCAGUUCUAUACAUAGUAAAGCCAGUGGAAAUAAUAAUAGCCCUUCUGGAAAGUCGCCAAGAGAAAAAGGCGUCACCCUCAAUAGCAGUAACAACGUUGUAGGUUUUGUGGCUUGUAGUGAUGAAUUGGGAAAUAUAAAAGACAACCAAGAGGGAAGAAGUGGCAGUAAUAAGAAUGAUGAUUCGAUGAGACUGAUGCAGAAGAGAACCACAUGUAUGAGCAUAUCCUGUGGGAGUAAAGGAAAGGUCUCCUCCAUGACCGAUUGUCAAACGAGCCAAUCGAAAGAUCUGACUCAGCAAAAUAAAAGUGAAGGGGGGACGCCCAGCUUGUACAACUGUAGAAUAUGUCUGUGUGAAUAUGAAAAUGAAAAUAACCCAUUGAUAUCACCAUGUAAAUGUAAAGGUUCUAUGAAGUAUGUGCAUUUGAAUUGUAUAAGAACAUGGAUGAGAGGAAGAUUAAAUGUUAGAAGUGAGAGUUCUUCAUUCUCUUUCUUCUGGAAGCAACUAAAUUGUGAACUGUGUAAAUUUCCUUACCCAACUUACAUAUAUGCACAAAACAAAUAUUUGGAGUUGUAUGAAAUCCCCAAGCCAGAGCUUCCAUAUAUCAUUAUCGAAUUAAUGAAUGACAGGAACAAGGGGUUCUACAUUGUUAGUUUGGCUAACACCAAAUGUGUUCGUAUGGGUAGAGGCCAUGACACAGAUGUACGUGUAAAUGAUAUUUCCGUGUCCAGAUUCCAUGCCAUGAUUAAAUUUUAUAAUGGAAAUUUUUAUAUAGAAGAUUGUAAAAGUAAGUUUGGUACCCUCAUUCAGAUAAGGAAUCCAGUUUUUUUUAACAUUAGACGAAACAAAUUUAUAGCUCUACAAGUAGGAAGAACAGUUAUGUAUGUUUAUAUGAAGAGAAAAAAUUGGAUAUUUUUACCCAUUUGUUUGAAGCUUUCUAAAACGAAAGAUGAAGAUGUGAGCACCCUAGAUAAUUUUUCUUCAAAAUUGAUCAUGGAUAAUAAUAUGCAGUUGGAAAACAGCAACUUUGAAUACAACAGGGAUGGCGACGGGGAGGCCGCUAAUUACGAACGUGCAAAUGACGUGGUGGAUAAUACCGUAGUGGAUAAUUCUGUGGUGAAUGCAGGAGAUUCUGCUCCUGUAGAGGGGGAUGUUGGGCAGGAAGACAUGAAUGAAGCCAACACGCACAAUAACAGCAGUGCGCAGGAUUUGAACUUGGACAGCACGGGUAGCGUCGAAAACGCCACGCCCAGUGCGCCGCUCAACCGUGAUGACGCUGCGAAGACCGCCGACCCGUGCGAGAGUAGCGGUGCGGGUAACGGUGGGGGCAACGGCGGGGGCAACGGUAGCGCAAAUGAUCCGAGCAACAGCGCGGACAGCAGUGUGUCCCGGAACGUUAUGAAUGGAGGCGUCGCCCCCGGUUAUUAUUAA